UUUACAUUUGUUUUAGACCGAAAGCAGCCAGCACAAUUCAUCCCAAUGAGAAUGUAAACACUUCCAACAGAUGGGAAAGUCUUAUUUAACAGAUCCAGUGUCGUGAAUGUUCGUGCAUUAGUCAAAGCGCGCUGCGCAUCACGGAGGUAAUCAGGAUUUCAGUAGGCUAUAAAUAAGGCCGUAGACGGGACAGCUCGGCCUGCCGCUGAUGUCGGAGAGCUAAGGUAUAGAGGUUAAAACCCUUCAAAGAGCUGCAAGCUGCACCAACAUGGACACACUCUGACCCGCCUCACGGUUGGGAUUCUACUCAAACCGGACCUACGGAGAUAUCCCGCACAUCUCACGCUUUAACGCAGAAAGUAUUUGGUUUAUGAACGCAGUGAAGAUCCACCGAGGAGAUUGAUGUUUUUUUUUAGACUUUUUAUUGGCACUCGGCCCGACCUAGACGGACUGCUGCUACAUUUACGGGACGGUGAAUGUGUCUUUAUCUUUUUAUGCUUUUUACUAAUACCCAGACUCCUGCAGCUCCAGCAGAGAAAGCGAUUUCCUCACGGGGUUGUUCUGGUUUCCGAGGAGGGAAAGGCGAAGUGUUUUUGGGGUUUGAUUUUCUCCUGUGGUGUCUGUGUGGAGCGUGCCACACACCCACUCCACAACAACGACGGCUUUUGCUUGCAUCUUCCAGUGUUUCUUCUGUCAGCAAGUUCAGCAGAGCUGCAACUCUUCCAGUGCCAGUCCUGACACCAGCGAGGAGCCCUGCCCCAUUGACAUGGUGAAGAUGACCAAGUCAAAGACCUUCCAGGCUUACUUGCCGAGCUGCCACCGCACCUACAGCUGCAUCCACUGCCGGGCACACCUGGCCAACCACGACGAGCUCAUCUCAAAGUCAUUUCAAGGCAGUCAAGGAAGAGCCUAUCUGUUUAAUUCAGUGGUGAAUGUCGGCUGCGGGCCAGCUGAGGAGCGGGUACUCCUCACAGGUUUACAUGCUGUGGCUGACAUCUACUGUGAAAACUGUAAAACCACCCUGGGCUGGAAAUAUGAACACGCGUUUGAGAGCAGUCAAAAGUACAAAGAGGGAAAGUUCAUCAUCGAGCUGGCUCACAUGAUCAAGGACAACGGAUGGGAGUGAUGCUCCUCUGUUCUUUUUCUGACCAUGGAAUGCUCUUUAUUGAACUGCGUGGAGCGACGACCAUCGACCACCCUGACCCCCCUCCCCACCCCUUAAAAGACCC
Perca fluviatilis (European perch) is the source of this 1229-nucleotide messenger RNA. RefSeq names its product protein yippee-like 1. The record is from RefSeq and is a predicted model, not a curated record. The transcript is spliced from 5 exons. Bases 767 to 1126 code for a protein of 119 amino acids. NCBI's taxonomy places the organism in Eukaryota, Metazoa, Chordata, Actinopteri, Perciformes, Percidae.